Molecule: messenger RNA, 1035 nt
Organism: Aspergillus versicolor CBS 583.65
Lineage: Eukaryota; Fungi; Ascomycota; Eurotiomycetes; Eurotiales; Aspergillaceae
Product: zinc-dependent alcohol dehydrogenase family protein
Exons: 3
Coding region: 1-1035 (344 amino acids)
Molecular function (GO): zinc ion binding; oxidoreductase activity
Source: RefSeq, a predicted model, not a curated record
AUGAAAGCCCUCGUCUAUCAAGGGAAGAAUAAAUGCGAUCUCCAGGACCGUCCAAUACCGACGAUCCAGUCACCAACCGACGCCGUGGUCAAGAUGCUGCAUACAACCAUCUGCGGUACUGACCUUCACAUUCUGAAGGGAGAUGUUCCCACCGCUGAGCCGGGCCUAGUGCUCGGUCAUGAAGGCAUGGGAAGCAUAGAGAAAUUGGGGUCUGCCGUGACUGAUCUCUUCGUUGGCGACCUCGUUCUCGUCUCCUGCAUAACCGCAUGCGGGGUGUGCUCCUCGUGCCGUCAAGGCCUCACCUCCCACUGCACCAGCGGUGGAUGGGCAUUAGGAAAUGUCAUUGACGGCACGCAGGCGGAGUAUGUCCGCAUCCCUCAUGCUGCGUCUUCACUGUAUAAGCUCCCCACAAACAUCGAUGCGCGCGCUGCCGUUGCGUUCUCUGAUGCCCUGCCCACGGGCUAUGAGUGCGGAACAAUCAACGCCAAUGUGCAGCCUGGAGGGAGAGUUGCCAUUGUUGGUGCUGGGCCGGUGGGUCUAUCGGUAUUGCUGACCGCGAAGCUGUAUACUCCAUCCCUGAUCGUCGUCAUUGACAAAGAUGAUAAACGGCUCGCACAUGCAACAAGACUAGGUGCCGAUCAGACGGUCAACCCUACGGACAAGGAGGCCAUGGAGACGUUGGACACGCUGUCGGGUGAGCAUGGAUUCGAUUCAGUUAUUGAAGCUGUCGGAUACCCCGAGACAUUCGAGCUGUGCCAGAGGCUUGUUGCCCCGGGGGGAUCGAUUGCGAAUGUUGGUGUACAUGGGCAACAGGCUCAGUUGGCGCUUGAUCGACUCUGGGAUCAUAACAUCACUAUACGCACCCGAUUAGUCGAUACCGGCACGAUUCCAACUCUGCUGAGACUUUAUAACUCGCAAAAGAUAAACCCUUCCCAGCUGUUGACGCACAGCUAUGAUUUCUCGGAUAUCACUCAGGCAUACGAGAGCUUCGAAAAGCCAUCUGGUGGAGAGUUGAAAGUUCAUAUCAAAUUCUAG